UAUACUGUAUAGUAUUCGUUGAAAUCGUUGAUAGUAUUCGUUGACUAAGGUUGUAAAAGAUGGACGUAAAGUCCUACUUAUUUUCUUGGGCAGCCAAGAAGGGACUGACUCCACAGCUUGAUAUUCGAGCUACUGGUCCCAAGCACCGGCAACGGUUCCUAUGUGAGGCGAGGGUCGAUGGCUACGCUUACGUCGGCGCUGGUAACUCGGCCACCAAGAAGGAAGCCGAGAAGAAUGCGUCGCGGGACUUUCUCAAUUUUCUCGUGCGAUCUGGCGAGGUCCCCGCUUCGGAGGUGCCUGGUGACGUCCAGGUUAAGGCAGAGCGUGAUGAAGGGGCACCGCCUGCCAGCAACUUACAGGGCCAAGGAAAUAAUUAUCAGCAGCAGCAACAGAGACCAGUAUUUCAGGAAGGUAUGAACCCCGACACAAUGGGUCCAGCGUACCAGGGGUUUAGUGGAGGUCAAAAGUUCACAUACAUGGACCGUCUUCAGCAGCAGAAAAAUGUAGAAGAGGCGGAGGACUUGGACGUGAACGCCAGCCUCCAUGGUAACUGGACCAUGGAGAACGCUAAGUCAAAACUACACCAGUUCAUGCAAGUGAACAAGAUUCAUGCCGAUUAUGUGUACAAAGCCGUUGGCCCCGAUCACACCAGGAGUUUCUGCUGCGAGCUGUCUAUAUUCGUGCGUCAGCUCGGACGCAACGUGACGGGACGAGAGACAGCGUCGAAUAAACAGACAGCUAGCAAGUCGUGCGCGUUAUCUGUUAUACGUCAGCUGUACCAUCUUGGAGUUAUAGAGGCGUAUAGUGGGACGUUGAAGAAAGAUAGAUCUGGCGAAGGCAAAAUGAAGCCGUACCCCGUGGCAAUUAGUCCAGAUCUUGAGCAACAGCUGGUUGACACUUUGCAGGAGUUGAACAUAGAACCUGUCAACGUGAACAGCAAUCAGCCGCAGGAAGGUUCUGAGGGUGUGACUAUCCUGCAGCUGGACAGAGUCAAGGUCAUGCGGGAGACGCGACCCGAGGCUACCGGGGUGGUCUCCUGGUCGCCCCCGCAGCCCAACUGGAACGCCUGGACUGGCUGUAAUAUUGACGAGGGUCCGCUAGCAUCGGCCACACUAGAGAGCAUUAGCUCGGACCUCGAGCGCGGACAACGCGAAUUGUGUCAGAACAGCACGCUGUAUAAGGAGAGUCUCCGUGAACGCGAGCAGCUACCUGUAUAUGCGAUGCGCAACACGAUCAUGGAAGCGAUAAACGAGAACUCUGUCGUCAUUAUCCGCGGUAACACGGGCUGCGGGAAAACCACACAGGUGUGCCAAUUCAUAGUGGACGACUACAUAGCCAGUGGGAAUGGGGCGUGGUGUAACGUGUGUGUGACGCAGCCGCGCCGCAUAUCCGCCGUCAGCGUCGCCGAGCGCGUCGCAGCGGAGCGGUGCCAGGAGCUCGGCGACAGCGUCGGAUACUCAGUCCGUUUCGAGUCCAUCCUCCCGCGGCCGUACGGUUCCAUAAUGUUUUGCACGGUGGGCGUACUACUCAGAAAACUAGAGAAUGGACUGCGAGGUGUCAGCCAUGUGCUUGUAGAUGAGGUUCACGAGCGCGACGCGGACACGGACUUCGCGCUGAUCCUGCUGCGCGACAUGGCGCACACUUACCCCGACCUCCGCAUCAUACUCAUGUCCGCCACCGUCGACACCACGCUCUUCUCCACCUACUUCGGCGACUGCCCCGUCAUCGAGGUACCGGGACGCACAUUCCCAGUUCAACAAUACUUCCUCGAGGACUGUAUAGAGCUGACCAAGUUCGUUCCGCCCACCGACACGCGGAAAAGGAAGUCCUCGGGCAAGAAGGCGAAAGAUGACGAUGAUGAUGAUGACGAAGGUGGGGCUGGCGACGCCGAAGAGGACGAGGACUUGAAUAAGAACUGCAAGUUGUCCGGCAACUACGCGCCGCAGACCGCCACUGCCAUGGCUAAACUGUCCGAGAAAGAUCUAAGCUUCGAGCUCAUCGAGGCUAUCCUCAUGUAUAUCAACAACCUGGGCAACGAGGGUGCUGUCCUCGUGUUCCUGCCCGGAUGGAACCUCAUAUUCGCGCUGAUGAAGCACCUGAUGAGGAACCCGGUGUUUGGUGACACGUCCAGAUACGUGAUCCUGCCGCUACAUAGCCAGAUUCCGAGAGAUGAUCAGAAGAAGGUGUUCGUUACACCCCCACCGGGGAUCACCAAGGUGAUCCUGUCAACGAACAUAGCGGAGACUUCCAUCACAAUCAACGACGUGGUCUACGUGAUAGACUCGUGCAAGGCCAAGAUGAAGUUGUUCACGUCGCACAAUAACAUGACAUCGUACGCCACCGUGUGGGCCAGCAGGACUAACCUGGAGCAGCGCAAAGGUCGCGCGGGUCGUGUGCGUGCGGGCGUGUGCUUUACGCUGUGCGCGCGCGCACGCUACGAGCGACUCGACGAACAUCAAACAGCCGAAAUGUUCAGGACGCCGCUACAUGAACUCGCUCUUAGUAUAAAACUCCUCCGUCUGGGCAACAUCGGUCACUUCCUGUCCAAGGCUCCGGAGCCCCCACCAUUGGACGCCGUGAUCGAGGCCGAAGCCAUGCUGCGAGAGCUCGGCUGCCUGGACAGCACUGACGCGCUGACACCGCUGGGAACUAUACUGGCUAAAUUGCCGAUAGAGCCUCGACUCGGUAAGAUGAUGGUGCUGGGUUUCGUUCUGUGCGUCGGCGACGCGCUGACAACGAUGGCGGCCAACUCCACCACAUUCCCCGAGAUAUUCCUUCUAGAAGGACACAGAAGAUUGUCCGGACACCAGCGGGCACUAGGCGGGAGUAGGGCGAGCGACCAUGUUGCUAUGCUUAACGCUUUUCAGAUGUGGGAGCGAGAAAGAGCGAAGGGUGAGGAGGCAGAGCAGCAGUGGUGCGAGUGGAAAGGGGUGCAGCACACCACGCUCAGAGUCACCGGCGAGGCCAAGUACCAGCUUAUCAACAUCCUGACCUCCUCGAUCGGUUUCCCGGAGGAGUGCUGUGUGCCCCAGCGUUGGAAUCCCAAUGUGGAGGAUCCAGUCCUCGAUCUGGUGAUAGCGCUGUUGUGCAUGGGCCUGUACCCUAACGUGUGCCUGCAUCAGGGGAAGAGAAAGGUCCUAACGACAGAGGGCAAGCCGGCCCUCAUCCACAAGACGUCGGUCAACUGCAGCAACAUGGAGCAGCGAUUCGCGUCGCCGCUGUUCGUGUUUGGGGAGAAGGUGCGGACCCGCGCCAUCAGCUGCAAGCAGACCACCAUGGUGGCGCCGCUGCAUCUGCUGCUGUUCGCUAGCAGGAAGGUCGAAUGGGUGGAGAACAUAGUCCGCGUUGACAACUGGCUCAACUUCGACAUGUCGCCGCGGACCGCCGCCCUAGUGGUGGCGCUUCGCCCCGCCGUCGAGAAGCUAGUGGAGCGGGCGGCAGCGGAGCCCGACGCGGCCCUACAACUCACGCCAACUGAGCAAAAGGUCGUUGAUUGUAUCAAAGCGCUAUGCGUGAUGGACGCGGGCGACUACAACAUACAACGCGACGCCCCCACUUUCUCCUUCCGCCCAGACGGCGCAAAACGAGGGAACAUGCGAGGCUGGGGCACCAAUGGACCCAAAAACCAGGGCUUUGGUGGGUUUGGGGCCAAUAGUGGCGGAUUCGGAGGCAAAUCCGGCGGUUUCGGAAACGACAACGGCUUUGGCGGCAGAGGCGGAUUCGGGAAUCGAGGUUUUGGCGGCAGAGGAUUUGGGCCCAGAGGUUUUGGGAAUGGAGGUGAUUUUGGAAACCGUGGUUUCGGACGAGGACGCGGUUUCACUAGACGAGGAAGAUGGUGAAUCUUCCGAUUUAUAUAGCCAAAUAAAACAAUUAAGCUAGA
Molecule: messenger RNA, 3880 nt
Organism: Aricia agestis (brown argus)
Lineage: Eukaryota; Metazoa; Arthropoda; Insecta; Lepidoptera; Lycaenidae
Gene: mle
Product: dosage compensation regulator
Exons: 23
Coding region: 60-3839 (1259 amino acids)
Biological process (GO): positive regulation of transcription by RNA polymerase II; regulation of mRNA processing
Cellular component (GO): ribonucleoprotein complex; intracellular anatomical structure; nucleolus
Molecular function (GO): ATP binding; double-stranded RNA binding; 3'-5' DNA helicase activity
Source: RefSeq, a predicted model, not a curated record